GUUCUAAACAUUCCUGUUGUCUGUGUAUUCUAGAGAUUCUCAUUACAUUUCCCUGAUCCGAAUAGAAAUUCCCCAAGUACAUAAUCUUUCACGCUUAGACUUCUGUUCCACAUCCCGUUUCUUUCCAAAGGAACUGGAAUAUCUCAACACGACCAUGAAAUUACUUGAUAUAUAUCGAGAUGUCCUAACUAUGAUUGUCGAGGAUCUUCACGAAAGCUAUUCGCCGUUCGAACUUGAUCAGAGCGUGUAUAGUCUGGCACUAACAUGCAGACAAUUUUACCGAAUGUGCGAACCUCUUCUCUGCUCCCGAUACAACAACAAAGACCAUGACAUUGGCAGGGUCAGUAAAUUUAUUAGAAUGCUCAUAUCGCGGCCAGAUCGAUGGCCUGACUUCAAAUUCGUUUCGAUUGGGUGGGAUUACGGAUGGGAUCACAGAUACUUCGGUAUUUUCUUGACUAGAGAUGAACACAUUGAUAUGCUCGCAGAUGUUCCGUUCUUGAAAACUAAAAUAGAUCUACUCCCAGCCGAACUUCACAGGUUACAGAACCGGACAGAUGGCAAGAUUAGAGAGGAAGAGAAAAGAGAGCCUCACACAACAUAUGUGACGGAUCUUGCAGAAGCAUUCAAACGACUACUAGACGUGGGUGAUCCUCAGACCUACGCUACGUUACUGGUAUACAUGUUCAAUAUUCUGAGCCUUUACAUACAAAAGCUCCAUAUUAAGAUAAAUGGUUCGGAAGGAAUAAGUUCAAGUUUUUGGCGCUCAGAAAUCUUCACAGAGGCAAAUUCUCUCAAGUUCGUCUCACUUGAAGAGCUUCACUACGUUGCUGUGGAUUCCUGGGAAUCAAUGCCGAGAGAGGUCGUUGCCACAACAACACUACGUUUAGAAGAGCUCGAUAUCUUGAUGAAAAUACCUACCCUGAAGAAGUUGAAGGUCGAUGGCUUUGCAUUCGAAUCAGAGUGGCUCUAUAUUUGGGUCGAGAGACCGAGAUCGUGUGCGGUGGAAUCUCUAGAUCUCAUGUAUAACUUUAAUGUCAAAUUUGUACAGUGGGAAAUCUUCUUGGCCGUAUUCAAGAAGUUAAAGCAUUUCUCAUACUAUGGAAAUUCAAGGGAUUUAAAUCGUGGAGGAAGGCGGCGCAAUGUUGCUUCAGUCACUCGCCAUUUUCUUGGCAGUCUUAUGGAAGGCAUCUUUUUGCAUAGAAAUAGCUUGGAAUCUCUAUCUUUGACGGGAAUCCAUAGGUCGGUAUAUGACCAUAAGUACCUCGAAAUAUCGACUACCCCUGGCUUUACACAGUUGUUUUGUUUGAAGCACAUGAAGAUACAGCUGGAUUUAUUGGUCGGUGUGGAGGGUAAUUCGGUUGGUUUCCAAUUACAUGAACUUCUGCCGGAAUCGCUAGAGACUCUGGAAUUGUGGUCUCAAACUAGCAUUGAAUACAUGACUCUCACCGAGAACUUAUCUGGGUUGAUGAUACAUAAAAAGAAAUUUCCAGGUUUUUCAUUGAGAGAGGUGAAAUUCGGAUACGCGGUCGAGAAACUUCAGGUUGAGGAGACUUGGAAAAAUAAUUUGAUCAAGGAUCUUGGGGAGAAUGGGAUUCAUUUGAUGUUUGUUGGUCUUUCAAGAGAAGAUGUUUGAUGGGUCCAUAAACCCGAGAGUUCUAGCUUGUUGAACGGACAGAGUAUGGGAAGAUGGAGCAUAAGCUAAACUAUCGUACGAAGUAUGGAUAAAAAGAGCAUAACUCAGAGAAUUAUGGAUGAAAACAACAUAGAUAGAGGCAUUGUGGGUGGUAAAAGGCCUGCGGCUAGAAGAGAUAUAGAUAAGGAGGGAGUAUAAUGGCACACUUCUGCCACAUAAUUAUCAAACCUCAAUGUCUCCCAUGACAGAGCCUUUCAAAUUCUCCAGCAUAUCGUUAAUGUCAAAAAAACAAAGGAGCACGGUGAAAUCCUUCAUGGUGUGAUCUAUCUCA
Messenger RNA from Botrytis cinerea B05.10, 1964 nucleotides. RefSeq lists its product as hypothetical. The transcript has a single exon. The record is from RefSeq and is a predicted model, not a curated record. Lineage: Eukaryota; Fungi; Ascomycota; Leotiomycetes; Helotiales; Sclerotiniaceae. Bases 155 to 1633 code for a protein of 492 amino acids.